AUGGAACCAUGAAUUGAUCCCGGAUGAUGGCAAGGGAGAAAUUCGAAAGAGGUGAGAGGUGAGGACAUGAUGCCUAAGAAGCUACUUAGCCUGUUUCACCGGCGAUUUAGCGCUGAAUGGCCUCUAGCCCCCGCCGCUGCCAAAGGGAACUCCCCCUGCUAAAUAGCCGUGGUUCACACAUGAGAAUCAGGGCCUCACAGAGGCGCUUUGCUAAGCUGCAGCGCGAAUUGGUGCAACACUACUUCCCCGCGGAGCACCUCGGCUGGCGAGGCCCUAGAAACUGUUCUUUAAGCAAUGAGUAGUUAUCCCGACAUGCGUCUCGGCUAGGCUGCUGUGGGCAUCUAAUUUUUCGGGUCAAAGCGAAAGCCUAGAAGGUUGGCGAUUAUGUUGAGGGUG
This is a messenger RNA of Guyanagaster necrorhizus, 396 nucleotides long. RefSeq lists its product as uncharacterized. The record is from RefSeq and is a predicted model, not a curated record. The annotation marks the transcript as partial. Lineage: Eukaryota; Fungi; Basidiomycota; Agaricomycetes; Agaricales; Physalacriaceae. The transcript has a single exon.